GGCUGAGGCUUCAAAGACCUCAGGGACUUCUUUCAGUACUCACAGAAACCCACACCCUGGUGAUGGCACAAAGGGACUGUUUUCUUGCUCUAAGUCUGAAUGACUGCCAAAAAGCAAGGCAAAGGUGGAGCAGUUGGAUUUCUGGCUCUCCCCAUAGCUUCUAAUCGCAGACCUUAAUAAACUCCUUUCUGAGCCCACAGACAAAGCUCACUUGAACAAAUGAUUCUGAGUCAUGAAUGAAAAAUCUUGCUCUUUCCAUAAUGAAGAAGAAUUAAGAGAUGGACAGUACUAUGUGAAUGAGCAUGGGAGAUAUAAAAGAAGUAUAUUAGUAAGAGACGGUCCUUAUGCUCAAAGCAGCAGAUUCUGAAUGGGGAGAUAGGCCUUGGCAGAGAAACCUAUGGUGCAUAUAUAACGGCUUUAGACUUAAGGUCAAAAGUGUGCCUGCUGGGAACUCUCCACCAAAGGACAAGGACAGCAGUGCUCUUCUGGCUUUCAGAGGAAUUCCUAUAUCGGAGUUGAAGAACCACGGCCUUCUCCGAGCCCUGACCGCAGACGCUAAUGGAUGGGCUCCAGGUGUUGUGAGCCCAGAGGUGCUCAGAGCCCAGGAAGAAUGGGAAGCCGUGCAGAACAUCCAGCCGGAUACAGGGAGCCAGACAGACCAGCCCGCACAGCUGAUCUCCUUCAGUGAGGCCCUGCAGCAUUUCCAGACCAUCGACCUCUCCUCCUUCAAGAAAAGGAUCCAGCCAACGAUUCGAAGGACUGGGCUUGCUGCCCUCCGGCACUGCCUCUUCGGGCCUCCAAAGCUCCACCAGGGCCUCCGUGAAGAAAGGGACCUGGUCCUGACCAUUGCUCAGUGUGGCCUGGAUAGCCAAGACCCAACACAUGGCCGAGUCCUCAAGACCAUCUAUAAGAAGCUGACCGGCUCCAAGUUUGACUGUGCCCUCCACGGAGAUCACUGGGAAGAUCUGGGCUUUCAGGGAGCAAAUCCAGCCACAGACCUGAGAGGAGCAGGCUUCCUUGCCCUCCUGCAUCUGCUGUACCUGGUGAUGGACUCAAAGACCUUGCUGAUGGCCCAGGAGAUUUUCCGCCUGUCUCAUCACCACAUCCAGGUGGGGCUCUGGUGGGAAGCCAGCAGAGGGGGCUGUGGAGCUAGGACCUGGGCUCAGGGCUCUUUGAGCAGCCAGGUGGGCCUCCCAGCAAUUCCCCUUCUGUUUGAUGUCUGUGAACAUCACCCGCAUCGCAAUCCAGGCCUUAAGAGAGGAGUGUCUCUCCAGGGAGUGCAAUCGGCAGCAGAAGGUGAUCCCAGUGGUGAACAGCUUCUAUGCUGCCACUUUCCUCCACCUCGCCCACAUCUGGAAGACACAGCAGAAGACCAUCGCCGACUCGGGCUUUGUCCUCAAAGGACCCAGGCUGGGGUACUCCGAGAGCCCUGGACUGUGCAUCCAAAGCCCCCGCAAGCCUUUUGUUCCCAAUGCUCUGUUCCAGACUUGGAAGUGUUGGCCAAGAAGAGCCCACGGCGGCUGCUCAAGACCCUGGAGAUCUACUUGGCUGGAGUGUCGAAGGGACAGACCUCCUUGCUGGGAGCACAGAAGUGCUGUGGGGCAGCAGCCCCUCACUCCAAGGACCUCACUUUCACAGGCGUGUGUGACCUGCCACCACACUCAUCCGAAGGCAUGUGGCCGGUCUGACCGCCGAGGCAAACCAUGUCAGGGACACCUGGCUGGGCCACGCCCCUUCCCGUCUCAGCAGAAGGGACGUGGAAGCUCCCAGGCCUGGUUGGGGGAGCCAAGGACCUCCUCCUCAUGAGACACAGGGCCAGUCAGACUUGACACACCCCCUACAGAUGUGCCUCCUUUGCUGUCAUCUGAGUUGGGCUCCAGGUCUCGAUGAGUGAAUGGAUUGUGAGGUGGGAGAGCCCCAUUGGGAUGUUCCACACGCCCCCAGGUGGGGCUUUGAGACCCCUGGUGGCCAUAGGACAGGGACCAGACAGAGAUAUAGAUUGGUUAGAAUAUGAAGGGCAGCAGCCAACAGGGGGCAGCAUGAACCAGAGCAAGACGCCCGAGGCCACAGCUGGGCCCGCCUUCCUCUCCUCCAUCCCCCAGGCCAGUAUAAGAACCCCUGGGGGCUUCUGGCCUUGCAUUUGCCCCAUCUCCUCUCCUCCCUGGGGUUCAUGGUGCAGAACAGGGCCUUUGGCCGAGUCUCCAUUGCUGCCCAUCCUCACUGCCUGCCGGCAGGGCUUCCCCAGGAGGCUGUGCGGUGCCCAUCUCAGGCGGUUUUGUAGCCUGGUUGGGAGAAGAUCAGCAGUUACUGAAUAAAAAAAAUUGUUCUG
This is a messenger RNA of Pipistrellus kuhlii (Kuhl's pipistrelle), 2329 nucleotides long. It is a transcript of the gene ELMOD3, whose product is annotated as ELMO domain containing 3. Lineage: Eukaryota; Metazoa; Chordata; Mammalia; Chiroptera; Vespertilionidae. The coding region runs from base 345 to 1688 and encodes 447 amino acids. The record is from RefSeq and is a predicted model, not a curated record. The transcript has 12 exons.